This is a messenger RNA of Exophiala mesophila, 2909 nucleotides long. RefSeq lists its product as uncharacterized. The record is from RefSeq and is a predicted model, not a curated record. Gene Ontology annotation, biological process: protein phosphorylation; regulation of mRNA processing; spliceosomal complex assembly. The transcript is spliced from 2 exons. Lineage: Eukaryota; Fungi; Ascomycota; Eurotiomycetes; Chaetothyriales; Herpotrichiellaceae. The coding region runs from base 465 to 2171 and encodes 568 amino acids. Gene Ontology annotation, molecular function: ATP binding; protein kinase activity.
CGUCAUACCAUCACCCAUCAUAUCACAUCCUUGCACGGCAAUAUCAACGUUGGCUUUCAAGGACACGCCCGAAGAUACAGUACCUACUGACUCGUCGCCAACCUCUAGCUGGACACAUCACUGAGCACCUACCUACCUACUGUACUUGGCCCCAGCCCCACCAACCACGCCCGGGAUUCAUUUUGCGCGGCCACGCACCACGCUACCCUUCCAAAUCGCCCCCCUUCCCUCUUCUCCCGCUUACAUAAACGGAAAACUUUGAAUUGACGUCGACACUGCCGAACCCUUCCGUCCAUUUCUCAGCUUCCUUUCAACCUCACCUGUUUCUCGCCCUCGGUGCUGCAACCUCUUGGUCUGGUUGACUCCCUGCUCGCCUCCCUUCUUCCUUGGCCCUCAAACAUGGGAAGAGUAUAUCGCUACCCUUGACCAAUUUUCCGCCCCUCCCAUCUGAGGUUAUCGUCGAAAUGAGGCCGAGUUUGCUUAAGCGGGCCCAAAGCCACACUAACCGCCAGACAAUCAGCAAUCUCCUUCACUCUCGCAACAGCUCGCCACACACCGCUGCUGAUACCAUCUCCGGCCACAAGCACAUCGAGGAAGAGACCCUGCCCAAGUACAAUGCAGACCACUUUUACCCCGUCCGCAUUGGUGACCUUCUCAACGACCGUUACAAGGUCGUCGCCAAGCUAGGCUAUGGCAUGACCGCCACUGUCUGGCUUGCCAAGGACACCUCUAUGGCCGAAGAUGCCGGCAACCAAAAAUAUGUCACCAUCAAGAUCAACGUCAAUAUCUUGACCGAGGACUAUCUGAAAGGUCGAAAAGCAAUUGCCGAGAAACUUUUCACCGCCAACCCCGCCCACCCCGGCUACGGCCACAUCCGCUUCAUGCUCGACACCUUCAAGUUGAAAUCCAAGCACGGCGAACACCUGUGCAUUGUCUACGAUGUCUUGCGAGAGCCCAUUGACGUGUGCAUGGAAAAGUUCCCCAAUCGUCGCUUCAGCUGUGAGAAGAUCCGUAUCUUACUCCCAGCUCUCCUCCAAGGCCUCGACUAUCUCCAUGCUGAAUGCCAGGUCGUCCACACCGACCUCAAAGCUGACAAUAUCAUGAUGGGGCUAGGCGACCCCACCGUCCUUGAUCGUUUCGUCCAACACCAACUUGAACAUCCCUCCCCCCGCAAGGCCCCUGAUAACCACGGUCGCAUCAUCUACCAGUCGUGUACCGACUUUGGCGAGGCUCCCACCCAGUCCGUCAUCGCCUCCGCCAAGAUCACCGACAUUGGACUGGCCCAGUGGGGUUAUGAGGACAACUACAAGCCCAUUCAGUCCAAUGCCUUCAUGGCCCCCGAGGUCAUUCUGAACUGCGGUUGGUCCUACCCGGCCGAUAUUUGGAAUCUUGGCGUUAUGUUGUGGGACCUGUUUGAAACUUUCGGCCUGUUUGACGCCAUCGACACCCGACCCAACUCCUACCGUCCCGAGAAGCACCUGGGCCUCAUGAUUGCCCUCCUAGGGCCUCCCCCUAAAGAACUUGUCCAACGUGGCAAAAAGUCCUUUCUCUUCUUCGACUCGGACGGCAAGUUCAAACACCCCGACUACGUGCUUCCAGAUUUCACUUGGGAGUCGUCCAUUUCCCGCUUGAGAGGUGAAGAAAAGGAUCUGUUUAUCGACUUUGCCCGCAAAAUGAUCUGCUGGCUGCCCGAGGAACGGUGGACUGCAAAACAACUUCUCGAACACGACUUUUUGACAAAGGAACGCGAUCCCAACUACUUGACACCGACCCCUACCUUGAGCCGUGCCUCGACCACCUCCAUCAGCUCAAUCAUGCCCUCUCGAGCACCCACUCCAGGACCCGCCCCCACAUCGUAUCCCGCACACUUGCCUUUCCCUCGCACCUCGCCUCAGACCCAAGACCCAAAAGAGGACAAGAGCCCCGACCCAUCACGGCCACCAUCCAGGGCAUCAACUCAUCCCCCUUCUUCCACUACACUGCCCUCAAGACCCAAACCUGCAGAUCGAACUCAGAAUGAUGUCGCCCCCCUACCACCGUCCAUCAAUACCAGCAAUCAAUGCUCACAGGAUCUCAUCGAUUCUAUCCUCAAAAAGGGGAAACGCCAGAGCACAGGAGACAAGCUUAAUGGCUCAAUCCACCAUCAGACCAUCAAGGAAGAGCAAAAUUGAUGCACAACGCCGGCUGGUCUGUCAUUCGGACGAUUCACUCGGAGGUAUUAUGAUCAUGGGUCCAUGACAAUGGCUCCGUGCGGUUGAAAUGGUCUAUUUCCAAGCAUGUUAGCAUGGCAGUCGACUAAAGAUUGUCCUUCAGCGCGAUCCUCGAAUGCGAGAGAUCCACUCCUGUCAGAAUUCAUGGCACGCCAUUGCUUAUGUUGAAGAAUCACCAUGCGUGACACAUGAAUUAUGGCGGCGCCAUGCGGCAAAAUCACCAUGACUGUAUUUGCCUAACGCUACCACACACUUCGAUCCGUUUACCCAAUCCUAUACACGGCAUUUCCAUCUUGAUGCCAGGGUCCUAUGUUACGGGGCAUGAUGCUUUUGUCAACUUCAGCAUAUCAAGCGACGCGAUUACCGGACAGGUUUGCUGAUUGGAGCGUGCACAGAGAGUUCGGCUUCCUUAUUGCCUGCGUUGGUUCGAACUUGGUCGCUAUUAAAUGCAUUGGCGCCGAGGAGUCGGCGCAGCACUAUACCUGGGUUCACAAAUAAACCUGCAUUCCCUGGCCGCGCCUUCGAUUGAAGAUUUUCCUUGGGAAGUUCGGGAAAUAGUGAUGGCCACAUGAUGCACCAUACGACAGGAUGGUGAAUAUCUAUGUACUAUCCAAUUCCAGACCUUGACAGUGCAAAAUAGGUCGUAAUUUCGAAGUAGUUGAAGCACACAUUUUGACACUUCACUGAUCCGUACAGCUU